Molecule: messenger RNA, 5696 nt
Organism: Cyprinus carpio (common carp)
Lineage: Eukaryota; Metazoa; Chordata; Actinopteri; Cypriniformes; Cyprinidae
Product: solute carrier family 23 member 2-like
Biological process (GO): transmembrane transport; L-ascorbic acid metabolic process
Cellular component (GO): membrane
Molecular function (GO): transmembrane transporter activity
Source: RefSeq, a predicted model, not a curated record
UAAGCAGGGUUUGUUUUGAGCAUGCGUUGAAAUGCCACAGUGCCCGUGUGCCGUCUGUAUAUCCGUGUGUCGCUAUAUAAUAGGGAAAAAUCGUUCCACUUGUCUCCUGCUCAUCAUAUAAGCCAGUCUAGCCAGAAGACUCUGUCUUGUCGAAGGUGUUUAGUCAGAGAAAGUCGCUGUUUCUGUAUUUACCCUCAGUAGUGCUGAAGUAGGACACUCCAGGUACCGCGAAAGAACACAAGGGGAAAUUACAGAAAAAGGACAACGAUUUUUUUUCUUCCUGGAAAGUUUAACCCCUCCCACACAGAUGCUUCCGGCCGACCUGAUUGGUGGGAGUGAUGUGUGAACUAGAUGACCUGGCUGGCCAAUCAGCGGAGCAUGAGAGUGUACUGACAGCCAGAGCAGCAGUGUUCCUACCAGAGCGUGAGAGGAAGUGGAGGAGAGGAUCAGAGCCAGAGGGAGAGGAGGAGGAGGAGGACGAGGCAGAGGAGCAAAGGGGAGGAAUGGGUGUUGGUAAAAACACAACCUCCAAAUCCAUGGACUCCGCCGCAGAGCCUGGCAAAUAUGAGGAGGAGAACAAACACAGUGCACACUUCUAUCCCAUCCCAGUGGUUAAUGGUGUCGUGCAGACCCCUGGAGAUCAGGACGCAGAGGACACGCAGCUCAUGGCCAUUUACGCAAAAGACAGCCAGACUGAGGACAAAUGCUCCAUAUCAGAGACUGUGGACAGUGCAGACAGCAUUGACGCCAGGAGAAUGGACAUGAUAUACACCAUAGAGGACACACCACCUUGGUACCUGUGUGUGUUCCUAGGUUUACAGCACUAUCUUACCUGCUUCAGUGGAACUAUCGCUGUGCCCUUCCUGCUUGCUGAAGCCAUGUGUGUGGGAUUUGACCAAUGGGCAACUAGUCAGCUGAUUGGCACCAUUUUCUUUUGUGUGGGCAUCACCACCCUGCUGCAGACCACCCUUGGCUGCCGGCUUCCAUUGUUCCAGGCUAGUGCUUUUGCUUUUCUAGCCCCAGCAAGAGCCAUCCUUUCACUGGAUAAGUGGAAAUGUAACGCAACAGCUGUUCCUCUAUUAAAUGCCACCGAGCUGCCACACACAGAAGACAUCUGGUACCCCAGGAUACGAGAGAUCCAGGGUGCUAUAAUCGUCUCAUCUCUAAUAGAGGUGGUCAUAGGGGCCUUGGGUUUGCCAGGUGUCCUGUUGAAGUACAUCGGCCCGCUCACCAUCACCCCUACUGUCACUCUCAUUGGGCUCUCGGGCUUCCAGGCAGCUGGAGAGAGAGCAGGCAAACACUGGGGCAUUGCCAUGCUAACCAUAUUCCUGGUGCUGCUGUUCUCUCAGUAUGCGCGUAACAUCCAGUUGCCGCUCCCAAUCUACAAAUCCAAAAAAGGCUGGACGUCUUACCGCCUGCAGCUGUUCAAGAUGUUCCCAAUCAUCAUGGCGAUCCUUGUGUCAUGGUUUCUGUGUUUCAUCUUCACGGUGACUGAUGUAUUUCCUCCUGAGAAGGACAAAUAUGGGUUCUACGCCCGAACAGACGCCCGACAGGGCAUCCUGGCAGCCGCCCCCUGGUUUAAGAUACCCUACCCCUUCCAGUGGGGGUUGCCCACAGUGACAGCAGCAGGGGUGAUUGGGAUGCUGAGUGCUGUAGUUGCCAGCAUCAUAGAGUCCAUUGGAGACUAUUACGCCUGUGCCCGUCUUUCCUGUGCCCCGCCUCCACCUAUACAUGCCAUUAACAGAGGGAUCUUCAUGGAGGGUCUUUCCUGUGUUCUCGAUGGUAUAUUCGGGACAGGAAAUGGCUCCACAUCUUCUAGCCCCAAUAUUGGAGUGCUGGGGAUCACCAAAGUGGGGAGUAGGCGAGUAAUUCAGUAUGGCGCGGCACUGAUGCUGUUACUAGGAAUGGUGGGUAAAUUCAGUGCUCUCUUCGCAUCAUUGCCGGACCCAGUUCUGGGGGCGCUGUUCUGCACUCUGUUCGGCAUGAUCACCGCUGUUGGCCUUUCCAAUCUGCAAUUUGUGGAUCUCAACUCCUCCCGCAAUCUGUUUGUCCUUGGCUUCUCCAUCUUCUUUGGCCUGGUCCUGCCCAGCUACCUCAAAGAAAACCCUCUAGUGACUGGUAUAGUGCAGAUAGAUCAGGUGCUGAACGUUCUGCUUACGACUGCCAUGUUUGUAGGAGGUUCAGUGGCGUUUGUGCUGGAUAAUACUAUUCCUGGCACCCCGGAGGAAAGGGGCAUACGCAAGAUGAAUCGUGGAAACGGUGUAUCUAAACGGGAGAGAAUGGAGUCUUACGACCUUCCGUUUGGUAUGGACUUCCUGCGGCGCCAUCGCAUUUUCCAGUACCUCCCAAUCAGCCCAACAUUCACUGGCUACCGAUGGAGCAUCCUCACCAACAGAUGCCAUGAGCGCCACGACAGGAGAGAGGACGACAUGCCAACAAAGCCAGAACUGGGAGAAAGUGGGGUAUAGUGUUUAGCCCCGGUAGGUUUUUAGAUAGUAGUCGCAAUGCUCCAUUCCACCCAGUCAGUGCAAUCCGCAGUCCAGUCCUUUACUAAACAGCCAGCUAUAAACUCUUUUCAUCCCACAAUCCUUUAAAACCCUGUAUCGUUUGUGAUUGACUCAUCAAGUUUUUCAUCAACGCUAAAGUUGGUUUCUAGCUGUGAACACGGUUUCUAAAAACUUUGACAGCACAGCAGCUUCGGCAUUGAUCUGAAAGUGUCUCCAUGACAACCGCGAGUGGAUACAAUUCAGGUUGUACUUGUUCAUCUCUCUAUGUGUGGGAGCACAUGUGAACAGAGACUGAAAGAUCACUUUAUAUAAUCUACUGAAUUUCCAGUAUCAGUGUUCCUUUUUUUUUUUUUCGACCUGCACUGCUCCAUCUGCACAAAGCAUCCUUUUGAAGAUAAUUGGAUGUUUGAAUUAAAACGACGCACUAAUGAGUGCUCUCACACACUUUCACAUUCACAUCAGACGUGCUCACACUCGCAUUAUGCAUGGUGCAGUUCCGGAUCCAGUUAAAGCAAGAGGAUCGAUAAGGUUUACAUAGUGAUGCAAGGUUAUUGUGCUUUAUGUUUAAAUUGCAUUGCUUGAAUUAACGCACAAAAUGUAGUUAGCUUAUUUCUAAUUUAACUUCUAGAGUCUUGCUUCCAAAUCGUUAGUUAGCUGCUAUUUUGAUUAAAAGCUCAUAUCGAAAGGGGUGUUUCUUAUUAAAAACUGUUAUUUGACGCCUUGAAAUUGUAGUGAUUGCACGUUUUGGAGGCAGAUAGCUAUGCAGUAGGUAAAGUUAGAUGAAAAACGAAUGUACUGUCAGUGCAUGGUUUGCAAAAGAAUGAAGACUGGAAGGGAAAAACUUGAGAAUUGUUGCACUCAGGCAGUCCCAUUGUUUGAUAUAGGUGGCACUUCCUCACUGCUGUUCAAGUGAAUGUGGUUUAUAAUGUAGAUUCCCACAAGCACUGCAGAUUUAGUUUGUUUUUGAACACAGAGAGGGUGGGCGGCACUUAGUGGGCAUUUAUUUACAGGUUCUCCAGCUGUACAAAUCCUAUUAUACUGUAUUAUCACAAUCAAUAUCUAAUCCUUAAUAUUUAGUUGUAACUAUAAUUUCACAUUUCCCAUCUUUGGUUUACAUACAUUUUAUGAUCUUUACAGUAACAACAUGUACAAUACAAAGCAUUUUUUUUUUUUUUUUUUUUCAGUCAUGGAAUGAUGACUUCAGUGGCCCUCGUGAUUUAAUAGUGUGCGGUUGUGCUUUAACCUCUCAUAGGCUCAUAGUGUCAGAUCAAGAGUUUCUUUUGUUGAUUUGUAAUUUAUUUAUUUAUAUAUAUACUAUGUCUACUAUCUUUGUGCAAAUCUUUUGCUGCCUGUAAGCAGGACAUGGAAGAUGCAGUUCUCCACUCUAAGGUUUGAUUUGAAAUGCUGAAGGUGUAUGUGUGUGUGUGUGUGUGUUGCAGCUGAGAAAUUGCAGUUUUAUAUUACCACAUUCUUGACAUUUACAACAUAACUGGUGCUUCCUCAGUGAAUCAUUCCAACUAACAUGUUUGAGAUGUUUUUUUUUCCUCUUUCUAGCUGACCUGUAAUACAGCUUGAUGUUGGUUUGUUGGAUUUGUGUUGUAUUAGUCUUUAACCGAAACCCUAAUUAUGCAAGGACCAUUUCACUUGGUAACACAAUGUUAUAACUGUUACUUUGUUUUCAGCCUUAUUUACACAUUUAAAAAAAAAAAAACUUCUGUGAAUUACAGCAGGAAAGAACACAUCGCAGAGUGUUUUUAAUGUGUUUGAGAAUGUUUAAGUGACAGUGUUUGGGACCUAAAAGCCAGAUCUGAGUUCUGUAUAAUAAUUUACUUACUGCUUCAUCAACACUGCAGUAAUUGAGUAGAAUAAGAUCUACAGUUCAAAUCACUGAGUGUCAAAACACAAAUUAUGUCGUGAAGAAUUCAUUACUAUAACACUUUGUGUUCCUAAAAUACUCUUCUUCUAAAACAUUCAGCAUUUUAAAGUGUGUUAUAAUGAUUGUCUAAGAAUCCAAAGUAAAUGCAAGUGAGAAAGUGUGCAGUUUGCCACUAAAUCUUCUCCCAUUCACACCGAUAGUGCUUGCAGUGGUGUCAGUCCUCAUCUCCUUAAACUUUUAUCCUUAAAUAGUUUAGUGAAAUGUUAUUGUAUGACAUCUUAUGAAGACCUUUCACAUCCUGUGGUGUUUGUCUGUCAGUCAUAAAGGUUUCUACGGCAGUGACAUGCAUAAAUAUUUGUCAAGUGAUGGGGAUUACUGAAAAAAAAAACAGUAUAGCAAAAGUUGAUUUAUUGAUGCUAAAUAUGGUGUUUAAUAUGAGAACAUUUUGGAAAUACAAGCUCUUGUGCUGAAUUUCAGUAUCCACUGAGAUGUAAAGUGUGUGAUAGGUCUUAAUAACAUGGUGGCAUGUGAUUCAAAGAAAAACAGCCCUUCAGUUAUUUUGAAGGAGAUAUAUCUGAAGAAUAUACUUCGUUUCUCUGAACUGCAAUGUUUUUAAUGUUUUAUUGUUUUGUUUUUUUACACAUCAUUUUGUGUUUUUACGGACAAGAUGUUGGGAAAAAAAUGCUUAUCUUAAAUCAUCAUGCUGCAGAGCGCACCAAUUUGUUACAUUUUAUUUGAGUAAAACAAAUUCUCUUUUUUGUUGUCUUUUUUUUAUCUUUAGUUUGAUUGAAUAUUUUUGUUAACUAGACUGUUUUCAUAUUGUAUUUUUCUAACAUUACUUCCAUGUUAAAAGUAGUACAAAAAAAAAAUAGAAUGCAUAAUGCAUUGAGACUAUUAUAAAUAUAUGAAUAUAUAUAUUUAGGGCAGAAUGUGCUAUAUUCUUGGACCAGCCAUUGCAGCUCCUGUAAGUAGAAACAGCAGAAAUUGUUUUGUUCCAUGUCCCUAAAGAUAUUUAAUAAGAUGUUUCUGAGCAAAACAUAAUGUCUUUUGUCUUUUUGUAUGUGUGUGUGUUUGUGUGUGUAUCAAGGUUCCCCGAAUAAAACAGUAUAUAUCAAGUAUUUAAAAAGGAAAUAUUAUUCAUAAUAAUUAUAACUUAUUAUUAUAAAUAACAUUUUAUAAAUAAUUAUUUUCAUGAUUAUUCAAACAAAUCAAAUUACACUGUUGUCUAUUCCUGCAUCCUUGACUGUUUUCAGGAUCAGGCUAUAGCACAAAAUAAUAAAUAAUAAAACUUUCACAUUUCAAAUUAAUGAAAA